GAUAGUUGUGAGCAGUGCUUCGUGUCGUAAUGAUCUUCAUUGCCGAAGAGGAAUGUUGAGUGGUCGCGGUAAUUUGCAUAUUUAAGUCCUUGGGAGCAUUCUAGAAAGUCGAAAAUACUUGGUGGGAAAUUGAUCAGUGAUCAAAUGCUGAAUAUAGUUGGAAAGCGGUGGAUACUACGAUCGAGAUGUAUUUCUCCUCUUGCCACUUGGUAUCAAUCAGAAGGGAGUACAGCAUCUCGCUUGUUUUCAUCAACUUGUAGAAAAAAUGGAUCGGGGAUGUUUGGUGGGUUCGCUAGGAGUAACUUGGGCCUCGAGCACGGUUUGGUCCGACCGGUCUUGGCCUCCAUCCGCCAACUACCGGAAGUCGACGCCGCAGUUUCUGAUCAAUCCCCAUCCACAUUAACUAUCGACGGUCUGAAACGGGCAUCGGAAGUGUUUGCAUCCUUUGACAAAGGAGGACGGGAACAUUUGGCUGUCCAAGCACUCUUGGCGGAAUGUCAACAGCGCCUAGGUCUCUACGACGACGCUAUAGGUUCAAUUGAAGAGCUUCAGCAUUCCUUGCACGGUUCCGAAAGUGAAACGGCUCACAACUUUAAAGAGGACACGAUCUUGGCUCUUGCAAAAGUUUAUUGGAUGAGGGGUGAUUUUGAAAAGUCGCAAGCGUUAUGCGAAGCAAUCAUUUCAACAUACGAUGAUUUGACCGAGACAUUCCCUUCCACGAAACUGCACAUGGCAUCCGCGAUGACGGGCAAGGCUCUGUCGCAAUUGGCAGCCAUGAAAACGAUGGACGAUGCUUAUUCCGUGAGAGAUUUUUUCGGGGUUGCCAUAAAAUUUUUGGAACGACAUCCGCCCUCCGAAAACACCUUGCCUCAGGCGGUUGCCCUCUCAAAUGCGGGCGUUGCCGAGGUAAUCUAUAAUCUGUAUUUACAAGAUACGAACGACGUCUCCGUGCCGAUGACUCCUGCACUUAAAUAUCUGUUUCAAGGACUACAGAAGACAAAGGUGAAUCAGAGCACAAGUAGCAAGAAAAUUGUGGCGGCCUCGCAUGCGCUAGAAGCAAGUAUCCAGGCAAAUCUAGCGUGGGGAGUUAUCAACUACGAAGAAGAUCGUUCAGAUCGAGUGAAGAAGGCAUCCGAAUAUGCAAAAAAAGCCCUUGCCUUUUAUGAUGCGGAAGGCAUCGUCGGAAAAGAAGGGUUGUCAUGGAUACUGUCGGUCGUAGCCUCAUGUUAUCAUCAAGCUGGCAAUGCCGUCACGGCGGAAGGUCUUCUUCAAUCUGCUAUAAGUAAAAAGGAUAUGCCCAUCGAUACAUUGUCAAGGUUGCAACUACGAGACGCAUACAGAGAGUAUUCUAAGCUAUGCAUGGAAUGGGAUAAAAGAGAAAAGGAUGCUGAGAAUCACAUCAAAGAUGCAGAUGAUGUUGAAUCUUCUUUGCCUUCCAACUGGCAGGGGAAAUCAUCAGGGAUUCAUGGAAGUCUUUGGUUUUGGACACCUGGUGAUUUUUUAUAGAAUCAGCAGCUCAACAAGCAGAAGGAUUUUAGAGAGCUAUGUCUUCGCAGUUUCAUUAUGUUUCGUUAAUAGUAUGACCUGGUAAUGACCGGAAGUGAAUAACUGUUCGUUACAGUAAUCCUCAUUUGACGUUAUGAUAAGAAAGUUCUUCUCAGUAAAGAUGAAUCUAAACU
Molecule: messenger RNA, 1679 nt
Organism: Pseudo-nitzschia multistriata
Lineage: Eukaryota; Bacillariophyta; Bacillariophyceae; Bacillariales; Bacillariaceae
Source: the annotation of a GenBank genome assembly